UAAGGGAGGCUUUUUAACCUCUUCAUCGGUUUCGAACCAAGAUCCCAGAUUCCUCUUAAGGGUUUGAUGAUAUGAACAUCACAGUGGACAAUGCGCAUGACAGUCAAUAUAGCAGCACUGUAAGAAGGAUAAAAAAACUGGGCUGAUACAUGAAUGAAGAAGACCAAAAAAUUGGAUUUUUGUUUCGGUUUCCCCAAAAUGCUGCUCUCGCGUUACGGUUUUUGUUGUUAGGAGGGUCAUUAUAAGCAAUACUUCCAUCUCCAACAGUCUUUACUUAAUAAGCAGCAAUGUCGCUUUGUUGUGCCCGUUUUCUCACUAACAUACUUGUUUCUUUGGAGUGCCAAGAAACGAAUAAGAUGUCCACUCUCAUCAAGAAUUGGAGCGCCAUUAUACAAAUAAGGUUAGCUGCUCCUAUAGCAAAAAAAGUCCGAUCUACAUCUUUCUUCUUAACUUCACCUGUCGCUCCAAAAUCAACACCAUCAAUAACAAGAUAAUCAGUCAAAGAAACCGAAUAUGAUGAGACUCAAAAUUCGUAUGAAUAAACAAGGAAAGUAGAAGCCUCACUUUUGCUGCAAAGAAGUUCCAUUAUCAACCCUAACACUCAUUUCAUGUAAGCCACUACAAUCACCAUGCCUACGGAUAUUGAAAAUGGAAGGUCCAGGAUAUAGUGUUUGACCUCAAGCAUCACUGAUAUGGCUCCAGCAGCUUCUUUAGCAGCCUGCAAAGAGGCUGCAUACGUUACUCUUUAACGUCCCACAUAUGUAGCCUCGCUUCCUGAAACUCAUACACCUUUAGUCUCCUAGUGUAGUAUCGAACGUCCUGACAAAACUAGAGGCAAGGUUUGUUCAUAAUAGUGUUUUAUUAUAUUUGCAAGUUUUUAAUUAUCUAAAUAAAUGGUUCUACUUGUUUCCACAUAGUCAAAUCCGAAAGAUAUAGGUAAGUAAUAAUAUUCUUAUCAUCACAAAAAUAACAAUAUAUUUCACGUGGACGGCUUGUUUAUUAUACUGGAUAAAAUUGAUCAAGUUGAUUAUAGAAAGUUCCUGCUGAACACAUUAAGAACUCUAAAUCAAUUAAAUAUUGAGAACGCAUACGUUGAAAAUUUCCACUUUAUUCGCUUAUGACUAGAAAUAAACAAAACUCACGAAAAAAACAAUGUUCUUAAAAGUCAAACGUUAAUAAGAGUCAAAAACCAAAGGCUUGACCCGCACUGAAAAUGUUGCACAUGGAUCAUGAUAUAAUAGUAUCACCAACACUCAAACUUCACAUCCAGAAUUUUUGCUUAAUCCCAAAAGCUUUCAAAAACAAUAAUCACGUUUAUAUGGAAAAUACAUCACAGGCGUUCAUGUCUCAGAGUUACCUUAAUUCUCAAGAAACCGCUACACAGGCAACAAAAGAUUACCUAGCUUCACUCCAUUCGUCCAGAAAGCAACCUUCAAAGCCCUUGAAGAGACCUAUAUCAUCGCCUUUGAACCCCAUGCAUCCACACGUUUACAGAGUCGAGCCAGUAAACUUCAAAGAGUUGGUUCAGCGUCUGACUGGUGCUCCUGAGCACGAGCCUGUGGCUAACCCGUUCAAGAGUUUGGAUGAUGCAGCAAAGGAUAGUUCUCCAUCCUUCGCGUUUGAUCUAUCAUCGUCAUCAUGGGGAGACUUAUCACUUCGGAAUCCUGCAAAUAUCUCCAGAUGGUAGCUUAUAUUUUUUUAAUCUCCUUUUUCUCUUGCAGAUGCUUCCUUUGAUUGAAAUGUAUCAACAAAGAAAAAACUAUACAAUAUUAAUAAAGAGUGCCUUCAAAAAAUAUCAAUAAAGAAAAAAUAUAUGUUUAUAACUUUAUAUGAAUCUGAUUGUUAACUUGAGGAAGUAUAACGGUGGAAUGAAUUUGCAAUAUCUACCAUUUUAAUGUUCAGGAAAAAAAAUUAUUGAUCGGAGUCUCUGUAUAUCUAUAAACAGAUCAUAAUAUGUGGAAAUAAUUUUACACUUUCCUAUUAAAGAAUAUAGAACCAAAUCGCGUUAUUGAUUCUAUUAUAUAUGUACAUAACAUAUAGCAAUAAUUUAACACUUCCAUUAGAAAAACUAAUUGAAUGAUUUAAUGAUUCUAUAUACACACUAAUAACAUGUGAGGUGAUUUGAAAUUAUUGACAAUUGGGGUAAUUGACCUAAGGGUUAUUAUUCUUCUGUGUAUAGAUAUAAUCAAGAUGAGCCGUCAAUGUUCUUCUCAUCAAGCAAUCUUCGUUGUCGUCUUUCUCGCAGCUCUCAUCGGCUGCUUCAUGUAGUUUUGAUUCUAUCAUUUCCUGAAUGUAAUCAAAUAUAAAUUACAAUUUUUUUGAACUAUAUAUAAAUUACAAUUGAAAAUAAAUAUAUGAUUACGUAUAAAUUCUAGUAAUAGCAUGGGUACUUAUGACUAACCAGACUACGUAUGUCGGCCGGAGAGAUUGUGAUGGAGGCGAAGUCGGCCGAUUCAGGGCGGGCCGUGCACGUUUGCGUGGCGGUGCAAAGGAGGAGAGUUAUUAUGAGCAAAGUAGAGAGAUUUUCCAUUUUGUAAUUAAUUUUUGGAUGUUCAUAUCAAUCACCAAAUCACCUUUAUAUAUAGACUAGAGAGAAUCUUGGUCAACUGUUUUCUUAAUCUAGUCUUUAUCUUAAGAACAAAAAUAGACUGUUUGAUUCUUAUCUUUUAUCUUCUCAAUGUUCUGAUCUUUCUCCCAAACAAUUUAAUUUUAAAAUAAUAGAUAAAUACAUACUAUCAACACGAAUAGUUAAGAAAAAAAAAAUUUAAACAAGCUAUCCCAAGAAAACCCUAACGCUCUAACGCUCCGAGGCACGGGGCUCGAGGUACUCUGUGAUUCAAUGCGCUCCGACGCCGGCGGCGCGUUUUUUCGCCGGCGCUGGCCACUCCCGACAAUGUUGUCCUCUGUCUUCAUCUCUCUGCUCGUUUCUUGUUUCAUUUUUCGUGUGCUGCGGAGUCGUAGCGUUUUGUUAACAUGAGAAAGGAGUCCCCGACGGAGCCUUCGAUGGAGACAAGAGCUUUGGUUCGUCGUCUUCACUGCAGUUCUCCUGACGGUGCCUCCUCUUUGGUGGGUCUCCUCCCCAAUGAUGAGUCGAGAGGGUUCUCUCACCACCGUUGUACUCUGGUUCACGGGAACGUUUCCCGGUGAACCUCCCUCUGGCUGUCGAUGGACAAGCCACACCGUCGACUUUGUCCUUGCUCUUCAAUUGCUCACGGAGUUCAGAUCUCAACGUACAAACUCUCACUUUCCACCGGGAAGUGAGACAACAAAUCAACUGGGUGUUGCUCCUUUUCACUUAUACGACGCCAGAAUCCAAAUCCACGACAACUCAAGCCUAAAUCUGGAUCUAAUCCGAAGCUCUUCACUUUCCUCGCCUCUAAGUGUGUUGUCAUCUUCCCCUGCGUGCCCUCUUCUCAACCGCGGCUUAGCUCACCUUCACCGACCGUCUCUUUCGCCAUCCGGCUUCGAUGGUAACCCAGCUUACCUCAGUGAACCUGUCUCUCCGCCGGCGAGUGCCAUAUAUCUCUCAGUCAACGUCAUACGUACCAUCUCCGACCUUCAACCUAGAUCCAUGCCAUCUCGUAACUUCCCGGCGUAUGCUUUUGCUUCUGAACUGAGAUCUAUACCUAAGUGGGCUUGGCCCAACUCUUUUGCUGAAGCUUAUAACCAAAUUACCAAGAUUCUAAAGGCCAGACUAUCAGUUCAAGACGUGAGAUAUUUAGCUGCUGGUCUGAAUUCUUUGGAUAAUUUGAAGAUUUCCCAUGGGUUCAUAGGAGUUUAUAAUCUGAGAUUAUUGCAAUAUCACUUCUUUAGGAAGAAUUUGUCACCAUCCUCCUCUAGUGAGGAGAGUAUUUCACCACCAUACCUUCCUUCAAUGAAUGGAGAUGUCCUCUUGGGUUCUAUCCCAAGCAUUUGUUUCAACUUACUCACCGGUUUGUCACCUUGUGUAGCGGUCUGUACAGGGCCAGAAGGUGCAAUUGAGAUUACUUCGGUUCUUUUCGUUGGUGAGGGUUGUCCCUCAACGUCACUUGUGACUAUUUCUCAGCUGUCCGACUUUGUCGUGAAGGUUCUCCAGACGCAUUCAAGCAUUGUCUUGAGUCCGCUGUCAUUUUCAUAUGAAGAUUUUUCCUGUUUGAUUUCAUUUCUCCUUGUAGUUUAUUGUUUGUUUUUAAGAGGAUGCUUAAUUCCCUCUUGUCUUUGUAGUUUUUGAAGUUAUGUUUAAUGAAAGUUGUGUUUCAAAAAAAAAACAAAAACAAGCUAUCCCAAUAUUAAUUUUAUACACUGCAUGCAUGCAUAUCAAUCUGCGAACUAUCGUUAGUUCAUUACUUCAUCUCAGCCCAAAAAAAAACUGUGUGAAUGAAUCUAUAAGCCCAACAAAACUUAGAUCCAUCCCCAAGUCCAUAUGUUUUAUGUUUGAACUUUGAAGAGCACCUAAGCGCUAACCUUCUCUUUGAUUAACCUUCUUUUAAGGUUUUUGGGUUUUGAAUGGUUUCUCGAUGGAAAAGAAAAGCUCAUGUUGAUUUAAGUUGUAGUCACGAUUAUAGAGCAAGAAAACUCUAAGUUGGAUCUGACCAAAGAAACACAACAAAACAAUCAUUUAGAUCUGGUCUAUGCGGGUGUACUUGGUCUCGGGUCUUGUUUUCUGUCUGUGUGGAUGCAGAUUAGGAGGUCUUUCGCAAGUUGUUCUUGCUGAGCACAAUCAUUAAAAUAUGUUCAUCAGGCAAGCCAAUUUCUACCAGGUGCAGAUCUUGUAUUAACUUCGGGUUUUCUCUUUUGUGGCAAGCAUUUUUGUACCGAGUUUGAUGUUCCAUUGGUUAGUUGCUCUUCUCGUUGUUCCAGCUUAGUUUAGCUAGAGUGUCUGUUUAGUUUUUUUUUCACUAUUCUGUUUCUAGUCUUCCAUGUGUUUCUGUAACAAGAUGAAAAUUAGUAAUCAAUCUUAACAUUUUUACUAGAAAAAAAAAA
Messenger RNA from Brassica rapa (field mustard), 4962 nucleotides. RefSeq names its product VQ motif-containing protein 29. NCBI's taxonomy places the organism in Eukaryota, Viridiplantae, Streptophyta, Magnoliopsida, Brassicales, Brassicaceae. The record is from RefSeq and is a predicted model, not a curated record.